Molecule: messenger RNA, 2711 nt
Organism: Temnothorax curvispinosus
Lineage: Eukaryota; Metazoa; Arthropoda; Insecta; Hymenoptera; Formicidae
Exons: 14
Coding region: 102-2588 (828 amino acids)
Source: RefSeq, a predicted model, not a curated record
CAAAAAUUGUACAUAAAACUAAUAUAAAAAGCUGAAAGAAGAAAUUGGCAUAUAUAAGUGCUAUAUUAGCAACUACAUUAAACUUCAUACGGAGAGCAAAAAUGGAGAUUAUGGAAGAUGGGAAUUUGGUCGAUCGCGUAAGAAUUUUGUUGCAACGGGAUAUGCAAUAUUACCAGGAGAUGCAAACCGUUCUAAGGGAACCCCUCUGCAUACGCAUCAGCGGCGGGAGGCUUGAUUUUCCGCGGCACGCCUCGUUCGCCGCGAUUAAAAUCGUCACGUGGUGGGAAGCGGACUUCGUGGCCGCUUUUAAGCGCACUUCCGGUUUGAGCUCCAUCUGGGACGGAAGCGCGUCCAGCGUCGACGAUGAAGAGGGUGUCAUUAAACGGAUCCAGCCGUCCGAUUUCAUCCUGCUCGUUGUCGACACCGCCGAGCAGCUGCUAGAACAUCUACACAUGUUAAUCCAGGAAUCUUUGGAUCACGCCGAUCUCACCGUGCUCACUGCCACUUUGGGCGCGGCGGCAUUGAUACGUAACUGUUUGUGGUGUUACAAUCAGCACGCAAAAGGAAUAAUUUCUUCUCAAUCAAGCGAAAAGAUUAAUCAAUCUCACAAAGCAUUCCACGAAAUGGCCGAAGCUGUGGCGGAGAGACUGCUCGAUCUACACUGUCGAUUAAUUUCCUUAUAUAUUCUUAAUGAGGCGGACUCUCUCAGCUGGCACAGCGACAAACCAUUCUUCGAAAGGGAGCGAUGCUCCUAUGUCAUACAGAUGUGGUGGUUGUACAUGCAAGGUACUAAGGCGGAUUUAUGGAACACGGUCUCGCCUAAGAUGGCACAGCGCGUAUUUUCAGAGAUGCUAAAUGAGUCCCUGUCUAUCAUAACUACGCGAUUCAUUCACGGACGACCGACACUGGUACGAUCCGAACAAUUUUGGUCGGACGCCUUUAAUGUGCUCUGCUGCACGGGCUACCUCGCUUUAGGCGCGUGUGUCGGUAGCGACGGGAUGAUUGGUGCACGCCCGAGCAACUUGCCGACAGCAAUAAGAGAUAUACACGCAAAAUGUAACGAGCUGUUAAUCUGCUUGCUACUUAGAGGCACUCCCCUCAAGGAAUUGUACCAGAUCUUCCGACAUGGAUUGGAAAAUCUGGCAAUAUUGCGGCCCCGGCGUGGUCCUGCUCCUUGGCUGUUGAUAUGCGCUCCAAAUUUAUUAGGAUUAGGUACGAUUGAUUCUCCAGCUGAUAUUAUAACGUUGUCCGAAGAUAAAGCUGUCAUUCUUGAGUUGAAUGUUUUGAGACAUCAGCCUCAGCCUAACUGGCCCCAGUUAAUGAAGGUGAUAUCGAUGAGCAAUUACGUUGUGGCAAGGAUGUUGCUGAAGACCUUAAUACGUCAAAACGUGGGCGUCAUGUGCAUGGACGACAAUGACGCAGCUAACAGAUCGAAGAGUGACGAAAGAAGUUGCAGCGGUUUUCUAUGCAGCGAGUCGGCGUGUGACAAAACGCUAAAAAUAACUUCGACUCCGGCAUUAUACAGCUUAUUCCACGUAUUGGUGGUAACCGUCAACGAGCCGGAGCACGUAAUUAUACCGGCGCUGAAGCAGGAUCCGAAUUGGUCCAAUUAUUUGGACAGACAACAGGUCUGGAAUCAAUCGCGGCCACCUUGGUUGAAUGCGCUGAUAAAGCCGCUGAAGACCAUGAUGCAACCGGUGGCCGAAGUACUUUUAGAUGCCGCGAAAACAGGUGCCAGUAUAUAUCAAGCCAUGUCCCUUGCGAUCGGGUGCUUUGCCGAGUUGUACGUGACUGCCUCGACUCCGGUUUUACGCGCCGCGUUCGCGUUAAACGACAACAUUCCCGCGCACUGUCGGCCGAUCGGCGGCAACGUGUUGCUCCAGGUGCUGUGCGCCGCCCUGUACUCCACCCUCCUGGACGUGUCCACGAAGGGCAAAAACGAGCGCCGCAGUACACCGGGUUCCGAGGACACGUGUUGUGAACUCAGCCCUUUUAAUCCGUAUGACAGAUCUACCGCCGCAACGGCGCUCGCUGAAGCGAUUUGUAGCAUCGACGAGGACAAUAAACAUACGUCGCAGAUAGAUUCUUUCUUGUUUCUUGUAAAGGACAGCCUCAGGCGAGAGGAUCAGAAUCCGAGAAACGGCGAAUUACAGAACAUGGCUUGCGUCAUCGAAACUUACACGGACGAAUUGUUGUUCACGAAUAUCGGGCGACGUUCUUUAAAAAUUGCAUACGAGUAUUUAGUUCGAGCGUCCGACUGGGUAUUAAAUAAUUUACGUCGCGGCGAGGAAAGCAGGGAGGUAGAUUUGAUUAAUCUGCCGGAAAUCUCGCCCAUCGUGAAACCUCUCACACAUAUAAUGUUUCACAUCGAGGACACGUGCUUUGAUCAAUUUAUGGCUAAUUACGAGGCAACGAACUGGUCGAGGAUAUUAACGAUGCCUCUGUCGAUUCCUUUGGAGCGUGUACGAACUCAAGUUCUCCUAAGACCGGAACUCAAGAACGUCGGGGAUCUGAGCCAUGAAGAUAAAGAAGUGGCGCAAUCUAUCAAAAGGAUUUGCUCGUUUGUCAGAUCAGCACGUUUUAAAUAAGUUGUUACUUUACACGUGUGGUGUUAAGUAAUAUCUCUACUGUAAUUUAUUCUCAAUAUGCUUGAAUUUUAAUUCUGUAAUCAAAUGUACACGUUUGCCCAAUAAAAUGACGGAUCCUUGAAA